Elephantulus edwardii (Cape elephant shrew) is the source of this 2004-nucleotide messenger RNA. RefSeq names its product pre-mRNA processing factor 39 (gene PRPF39). Gene Ontology annotation, cellular component: commitment complex; U1 snRNP; U2-type prespliceosome. Gene Ontology annotation, biological process: RNA processing; mRNA 5'-splice site recognition. The record is from RefSeq and is a predicted model, not a curated record. NCBI's taxonomy places the organism in Eukaryota, Metazoa, Chordata, Mammalia, Macroscelidea, Macroscelididae. Gene Ontology annotation, molecular function: protein binding. The coding region runs from base 1 to 2004 and encodes 667 amino acids. The transcript is spliced from 13 exons.
AUGCAAAAUUCUCACAUGGAUGAGUACAGAAAUUCUAGUAAUGGCAGCACAGGCAGCAGUUCGGAGGUAGCAGCAGUAGAACUAUCUGCUGAUUUCAGUACUGAAAUUAUGAAUGUUACUGAAAUGGAACAGUCACCUGAUGGAUCUCCUAGUGUGAAUGCAACGACGGAAGAAAAUGAAAUUCCAAGUGCCGUGGACCUCCCAGUGAUAGACUCUGAAGCAAAUUUUCCUCCAGAAUAUGAAAAGUUUUGGAAAACUGUAGAAAAUAACCCUCAGGAUUUUACAGGCUGGGUAUAUUUGCUUCAGUAUGUAGAACAGGAGAAUCACUUGAUGGCUGCCAGGAAAGCUUUUGACAAAUUUUUUAUUCACUAUCCAUAUUGCUAUGGUUACUGGAAAAAGUAUGCGGAUCUUGAAAAACGACAUGACAACAUAAAACAAUCAGAUGAGGUUUAUCGUCGGGGACUUCAGGCAAUUCCUCUUAGUGUUGACCUUUGGAUUCAUUAUAUAAACUUCUUAAAAGAGACGUUGGACCCUGGUGAUCCUGAGACAAACGGUACAAUAAGAGGAACUUUUGAGCAUGCUGUUCUAGCUGCAGGAACAGAUUUCCGGUCUGACAGACUCUGGGAAAUGUAUAUAAACUGGGAAAAUGAACAAGGAAACCUGAGAGAAGUUACAGCUAUAUAUGAUCGUAUUCUUGGUAUUCCAACACAACUGUACAGUCAUCAUUUUCAGAGAUUUAAAGAACAUAUUCAGAAUAACCUGCCUAGAGAUCUUUUAACUGGUGAACAGUUUAUUCAGCUGAGAAGAGAAUUAGCUUCUGUGAAUGGACAUAUUGGUGAUGAUGGUCCUCCUGGUGAUGAUCUACCAUCCGGAGUUGAAGACAUAACUGAUCCAGCAAAGCUUAUUACAGAAAUUGAAAACAUGAGGCAUAGAAUUAUUGAAAUUCAUCAAGAAAUGUUUAAUUAUAAUGAGCAUGAAGUCAGCAAAAGGUGGACAUUUGAAGAAGGUAUUAAAAGACCUUAUUUUCAUGUGAAACCAUUGGAGAAAGCACAGCUGAAAAACUGGAAAGAAUAUUUAGAAUUUGAAAUUGAAAAUGGGACUCAUGAACGAGUUGUGGUUCUUUUUGAAAGAUGUGUCAUAUCAUGUGCCCUCUAUGAGGAGUUUUGGGUUAAGUAUGCAAAGUACAUGGAAAACCACAGCAUUGAAGGAGUGAGGCAUGUCUUCAGCAGAGCUUGCACUAUUCAUCUUCCAAAGAAACCCAUGGUGCAUAUGCUUUGGGCAGCUUUUGAGGAACAGCAGGGUAAUAUUAAUGAAGCCAGGAAUAUUUUGAGAACAUUUGAAGAGUGUGUUCUAGGAUUGGCAAUGGUUCGUUUAAGAAGAGUAAGCUUAGAACGACGACAUGGAAACAUGGAAGAAGCUGAACAUUUACUUCAAGACGCCAUUAAGAAUGCCAGAUCAAAUAAUGAAUCCUCAUUUUAUGCUAUCAAACUGUCCCGACAUCUUUUCAAAAUACAAAAAAACUUUCCCAAAUCAAGAAAGGUGCUUCUGGAAGCCAUUGAAAGAGACAAAGAGAACACAAAGUUAUACCUCAAUUUACUUGAAAUGGAAUAUAGUGGUGACCUCAAACAAAAUGAAGAAAACAUCCUAAAUUGUUUUGACAAAGCUAUACAUGGUUCAUUGCCUAUUAAAAUGAGAAUUACAUUUUCUCAGCGAAAAGUGGAAUUUCUUGAAGAUUUUGGUUCAGAUGUAAAUAAGCUUUUGAAUGCUUAUGAUGAACAUCAAACACUCCUGAAAGAACAGGAUUCUUUAAAAAGGAAAGCAGAAAAUGGAUCAGAAGAACCAGAGGAAAAGAAAGCACACACAGAUGAUUCAGCUUCAUCUGCACAGAUGAUUGAUGGUGAUUUACAGGCAAAUCAAGCUGCAUAUAAUUACAGUGCCUGGUAUCAAUAUAAUUAUCAGAAUCCCUGGAAUUAUGGACAGUAUUAUCCACCUCCUCCAACCUGA